UGACAAGCACCGUUAUCCCGCCAUGUUUUUCCGGGUUUUGUUUUCUAUUCCUUAUUCGCAUCGGAGUUUUCAGUUCGCAUAGGUGAAGAUUUUUAUAAGUGAAGAACUGAAGAAAACUAGGAAAAGAUGGACGAGACUUUGGCUGUCGAGGAGAACAUCUUCGUGGUGAAUCCUAAUUUGGAAAAGGAUCACUUGCAAUCUGACGUCGAGCGCCUGGCGAAGACCCAUUGGCUAAAAGACUAUGCACGUGACAUAUUUUUGACCAUGAAGGAGCAGGAGAUGCGCCGCUUGCCGCUAUUUUUCCUGUCUCCCCAAUUGGAUGAACGCUACAAGAUGCUGCAGUUGCUCCAACUAGUGACUGGCACCUACAAACUAAGUCGAUGUGCACUGCACCUGGCCGCUUACUACCUGGAUCGCUUUAUGGACCGCUACAAAAUCCGGCAGGACAAGCUGCAACUCGUUGCGAUCACGAGUCUCCAUAUUGCAGCUCAGAUCGAGAACACAGACGCGUUCAUCCCGCGCUACAGCGAAAUGAACCGUCUGGUCAAGAAUGCCUACACCGGAUUUGAAUACAAGGCCGUGGAGAGGAAGCUCCUGUGCUUCCUUGACUUCGAGCUGGUGCGUCCCACAAUUGCCAGCUUUGUGGAGCUGUUCGCCUGCAGCUUCCUCACUCGCUCCGACUUUGCGGCCUACUCCGAGAUGCUGAAUGACAUCGAAAGGGAGCAUAACUUUCUGCCCUAUCAGCGAUACGGAAGCUUUGAGCAAAUGCUGGCCGUCUUGGCACAGCUGCUGCUCCGCAUGGCAGACUUCACAUUGACCAUCACCACAUUCGCCAGGGAACCCCCCUCUUUGCUGGCCGCCGUCUGCAUUGCGGCUGUUCGCCAGGUCAGCGGGGUCAGGCGCUGGUCGCAGUACCUCGUCGGACUGACCUCCUACACAGACGCCCACGUCGAGCCCUUCAUUGACGUGCUGUCCGGCUACCCUUUCUACCAGUCACUCCAGCCCGUUUGCGAACUUCCGUCUAAUCAGAGCAACGAGAGUCUGUCUAGUCCCGAUUCCGGCUUCGAGGAAUCUCUCAACGAACGCACAGGCCUGGUGGUGUCCAACGAAGUGGUCACGCUGGGGGUGGGUGCCUACAACAUCAUUACAGUGCAGCUGCAGGAAGCUGCUCCGGUUUCGACCAAAGCGGUUUCCGAGCUUCAGCCGACUCUCAAGCGUCAGCGCCUCGAAGAUGAUCCGGAAAAUGGACCGCCUCUAAAGCAAACCAAAGAUAAGUAAUGUAAAGCAUAGGCGAACCAAUAUCAUUUGGCGCAACGCCAAAUAGUUUUCCGGUUCCCAUACCUCAAUAGCGUGGAUAUGACCCUGUUCAAUUGAUUUGAACCGCCGCCAUAUCGUAAUCGUUAUAUUCUUUAAUAUAUACGUGUUUAAUAUAUACUUGAAAUUACCUUAUAAACUUAUGAAUACAAAAUGUCAAAAACUCAACAAAAAUGAGGCGUUAUCAACUAAAACAAUAAAGACGUUAUUUAUAAUUUUCUACAAAAACAA
Messenger RNA from Drosophila ficusphila, 1545 nucleotides. It is a transcript of the gene CycJ, whose product is annotated as cyclin-J. Gene Ontology annotation, biological process: mitotic cell cycle phase transition; regulation of cyclin-dependent protein serine/threonine kinase activity. Bases 127 to 1278 code for a protein of 383 amino acids. Gene Ontology annotation, molecular function: cyclin-dependent protein serine/threonine kinase regulator activity. The transcript is spliced from 4 exons. Gene Ontology annotation, cellular component: nucleus; centrosome; cyclin-dependent protein kinase holoenzyme complex. The record is from RefSeq and is a predicted model, not a curated record. NCBI's taxonomy places the organism in Eukaryota, Metazoa, Arthropoda, Insecta, Diptera, Drosophilidae.